AUGGAUUUUAAAAAUAAUAAUAACAGUAAUAAUGAUUAUGAUUUUUCAUUAUUAAUUUUAAAAGAUAAAAAAGUGAAUAUUGAAUUAGAAUGGCCAUUUCAAGUGAAUAAAAUAUCAGAUGCUUAUAAGAAUAAAAAAAUUGAUAGAGAAACUUUAAUAAAACAUUUAAAUAUUUUAGUUGGUGAUAAAACUGAUUAUUAUUUAAAGAUAAUUGAAGAAAAUCCUGAAGUUUCUUCACUACCAAUAGAUUUUAAUUUACAAGCUACUCUAUCAAGAACUCAAGAAUUAUUUGAUGAAUAUCAAAAAACAAUUCAACUUUUACAAAUUCAAAAUAAACAACAACAACAACAGCAACAGCAACAACAACAACAACAGCAACAACAACAACAAAAUCAAAAACAAAAUAAUCAACAAAAAAAUCAACAAAAUAAAUCUACAACAACAACAUCAUCAUCAAAAAUAUCGACAAAUUCACCAAAUAUAAAUCAAAAUGAUUUAUGUUGUAAAUGUAAAUCAAUUUUUGGUAAAGAAGUUUAUCAAUUCAAUUUAUUUGAAUAUUUAGGAAAAUAUAGUAAUGAUCAUAAAAUGACUGAUUAUUGCACUGAAGCAUGCUGUUUUCAUAUUGUUAAAAAGUAUCAAGAAGUUAUUGAAUAUGCAAAUAACAGAAUAUUCUUUUAUAAAUCUUUAAAAACUGAAAAUGGAUGUUACAAUGGUUGUAAUGUUGGAUUUGUUGAAUUUUAUCAAUAUAUAAAUUGUUUAAUUCCUUCAAUUGCUCCAUUAUUUAAAAAGGUUGAAGAUUCUAUUAAAUUUAAAAUAAGAAAUAAAAAAUUAACAAUUAAUAAAGAAACUACAAAUAAUCAAUCACUUUAUGGUUUGUAUUGGUCUACAAAUAAUAUGAUAUCUUAUGAAAUCAAUUCAAAUACUCCCAUUGAAGAAUAA
Molecule: messenger RNA, 939 nt
Organism: Dictyostelium discoideum AX4
Lineage: Eukaryota; Evosea; Eumycetozoa; Dictyosteliales; Dictyosteliaceae
Exons: 2
Coding region: 1-939 (312 amino acids)
Source: RefSeq, a predicted model, not a curated record